Messenger RNA from Dermochelys coriacea (leatherback sea turtle), 6830 nucleotides. RefSeq names its product intercellular adhesion molecule 5-like. Gene Ontology annotation, biological process: cell-cell adhesion. Gene Ontology annotation, cellular component: membrane. NCBI's taxonomy places the organism in Eukaryota, Metazoa, Chordata, Testudines, Dermochelyidae. Gene Ontology annotation, molecular function: integrin binding. The transcript is spliced from 17 exons. The record is from RefSeq and is a predicted model, not a curated record. The coding region runs from base 20 to 4012 and encodes 1330 amino acids.
GAUAGUAAAAUGGACCUGGAUGGGUGGCCUUUCGCCUCAAAAUAUCACGGAGUGGGUGUCGGCCCCUCAGUGCUACUUCAGCUGCAAUGGACAUGUGAAGGUGGCGUCUGCAAACAUCUCCACUUACCGGGCACCGGAGCGGGUGGUGCUGGAGCGGCUCCCAGAGAUGGAGCUGGGCCGGGCCUAUAACCUGACGUGCCGGGUUCUGAACGUGGUGCCCGUCAGGCACCUCACCGUGAUCCUCCGCCAGGGGGGACGGACCCUGCACACAGAGACUUUCCAGAACCACACCAGAACCGGACCUGACAAUGUCACGGUGACUAAGGAGAUCACCCCUCAGCGACUGGACCACGGGCAGGAGGUCACCUGCCACGCAGCCCUGGACCUGACACCGCACGAGCCGCACUUCGAAAACAGCUCCUCUGCGGUGGAGCUCAAGGUUUAUGCUCUUCCAGAGAAGCCCCAGCUCCAAACCUCCCACUAUAUAGAGGUGAGCACCAAGGCGACCGCCCUCUGUGAAGUGACCAAGGUCUUCCCUGCCGCUGGAGAGGCCCGGUUUACCAUGUCCUUUGGGGGGACAGAGCCUGAACUUCACCGUCACCACAUCAGGCGACACAGCCACAGCCCCCGGGCGAGGUUUCAGUCCUUGUCCACAGGCGAGCACCAGCUGACCUGCACCGUGUCCGUGGGCCCAUGUCCAGAUCCCACAGGGCAGAGCAUUCUCGUUUACAGUCUCCCUGAGCCCAUCCUAGAGGUAACUGAGUCCCAGACCGUCGUUAACAGCAACGUGACCGUUAUAUGCCAUUCCCCGAAAGCCCAUCCCCUGGAUGUCAUGCUCCAGCUCAGAGACGCCAAGCGAGUCCUGGUCCCCAGCACCCACGUCCCGCACCCAGUGCACUUCUCACUGACGGCUGGCGAGGAAGACGACGGGAGGGAGUUCACGUGUGAAGCAAGGCCUGUCUCAGACAUCCCCGUCGUGAAACACACGUCUGCUAGGCUCACUGUCCUCUACGGGCCCAGGAUGAAUGACUCCAGCUGCCCCAGGAAGUGGACCUGGAAGGAGGGGACAGAGCAAACCUUCUCCUGCCUAGCAUGGGGGAACCCAGCACCAGCCGUGGUGUGCAGGAAGGACGGGGUAUCCGUCAGCAUCGGGGUGCAGCAGCAGGUCAGGAGAGAGGACGCCGGGACCUACCACUGUGAAGCAUCCAACUUGCACGGCUCUGCCAGCCGGGAUGUGACCAUCCACGUGGAGUGGGCCGCACAGGGCUCGUUCGAGGUGAGUGUUUCGCCGGCAGCUCCUGUGGUGGAGUACGGAGGGUCCAUCUGGAUAAAUUGCAGCACCACAUGCCAGGAUCCUGGUGCCAGAGGCAGCCUGGAGACCUCGCUCACCAAAACCGAUAGUAAAAGUGGACCCGGGUGGGUGGCCUUUCGCCUCAAAAAUAUCACGGAGUGGGUGUCGGCCCCUCAGUGCCAGUUCACCUGCGGUGGACAUGUGAAGGUGGCGUCUGCAAACAUCUCCACUUACCGGGCACCGGAGCGGGUGGUGCUGGAGCAGCUCCCGGAGCUGGAGCUGGGCCGGGCCUAUAACCUGACGUGCCGGGUUUUGAACGUGGCGCCCGUCAGGCACCUCACCGUGACCCUCCACCAGGGUGGACGGACCCUGCACACGGAGACCUUCCAGAACCACACCAGGGCCGUGGCCGACAACGUCACGGUGACCCAUGAGAUCAUCCCUCAGCUACAGGACCACGGGCAGGAGGUCACCUGCCACUCAGCCCUGGACCUGAGACCACUCGGGCAGCUCUUCCAAAACUCCUCUCCUGCGGUGGAGCUCAGGGUUUUUGGUGAGUGCCGAUUCACUAGCCCCCGGCCUCUCGGGCAGGCCCUUCCACGGGUGCAGAGCGGGUGCCCAUGCCUGGAGACCCCGACCAUAAUCGGGGCCCCCACGGGAGUGGGCGCGGUCCAGACCUUCACCAAGAUCGGGUCCCCCACGGGGGCAGCUCUCCCAGAGGAGCCCCAGCUCCAAAUCUCCCACUAUAUAGAGGUGGGCACCAAGGUGACCGCCCGCUGUGGCGUGGCCGGGGUCUUCCCUGCUGGAGAGGCCCGGUUCAUGCUGUCCUUUGGGGGACAGAACCUGAACUUCACCAUCACCACAUUGAAUGACACGGCCACAGCCCAGGGCGAGGUUCGGUCCCUGUCUGCAGGCGAGCGCCAGCUGACCUGCACCGUGUCUGUGGGGCCCGUGUCCAGAUCCGCAUGGCAGAGCGUUCUCAUUUACACAGCUCUGCCUCGGUCCCCUGCAGGUUUCCCUCAGCCUGUCCUGGAGAUCGACCAGCCACGGGCCCUUGUGAACAGGAACGUGAGCCUCACAUGCUGUUCCCCUGCCUCCCAGCCCCCCGGCACUACGCUGCAGCUCAGAGACUCCGAGCAAACCCUGGCAUCCGGGCACCAGCCCUGCCUGCAGCUCACAUUGACGACCCGCAAGGGAGACAACGGGAGGCAGUUCACGUGCAAAGGGAACCUCGCCCUGGGCAGCCAUUCCUUUGUAAAGAACAUGUCCGCCCAGCUCAUCAUCCUCUACAAGCCUACGCUGGACGAGUCCGGCUGCCCAAGUCACCAGACGUGGCUCGAGGGGACCCAGCAGCACCUGGCCUGUGAAGCUGACGGAAACCCGAAGCCGGAGGUUUCCUGCAGCAAGGACAGCCAGGUGUACGAUGCUGGCAGCGUGCAGAACGUCGCGAGAGGCCACGCGGGGGUCUAUCGCUGCAGUGCCACCAAUGCGCACGGGAUGGCCGGCAGGAACGUGACAAUCCAUGUCGAAUAUGGGCCUGAAAUGGACGAUGCCGGCUGUGCCAGGACCCAGACCUGGGUGGAGGAGACGGAGCAAACCUUGGCCUGCCUGGCGUGGGGGAACCCGGCCCCGGCGGUGGAGUGCACAAAGGACGCGGCACCCUACGAUAUGGGGGUGCAGCGUUGGGUGGCGAGAGAGCAUGCUGGGACUUACCACUGCACUGCCACCAAUGCCCAUGGCUCAGCCCGCCGGGAGGUGACCAUCCGGGUGGAAUAUAAGCCAUCAAUGGACGAGCUCAGCUGCCCGAGUGCCUGGACCUGGGUCAAGGGGAUGUCGCAGACAUUCUCCUGUGACGCCGAUGGCAUCCCAGCCCCAGAGGUUGUGUGCACAAAGGACGGGGUCUCGUACCACCUGGGCCAGGGGCUGGGCCUCGCAGACCCCAUGGGCACCUACCAGUGCAACGCCACGAAUCCUCAUGGCUCGGCUACGAAGACGGUCACCAUCACCCUUGAAUAUAAGCCCACCAUGGACGAGUCCAGCUGCCCCAGUGCCCAGGCGUGGCUGGAGGGGACUCUGCACACCCUGGCCUGUGAGGCAGACGGGAUCCCCGUCCCCCACGUCCCAUGCGCCAAGGAGGGAGCAGCUGACGAGUUUGGCGGUGAGCGGAAUGUGAGCCGGAAUGACUCUGGCACCUACUGGUGCACGGCCAUCAACCGCCACGGGUCAGCGAGGAGGGCGGUCACCGUGCGGGUGGAAUACAGGCCCGUCAUCUUGCUCCUGGCCGUCGGCCCUUCCGCCACCGUCCCACGCGGCGCCAACUUCAACAUCAGCUGCCGUGCUGAGGGCUCCCCGGCGCCCGCCUACCACUGGACCGUGCCCCCUGCCCCCAACGUCCACUGCUCAGCCGAUAACAGCACCGUGAGCGUGGCCGGCGCUGACAGGCAGAACCGCGGCAUGUACAUCUGCAGAGUCUCCAAUGCCCAUGGGCAGCACCUGGGCCGGGUCCAAAUCCAGGUGACAGAUAACAGAUUCAUUGUUGCCGCCCUGAUCGCGGGGGUGGCCGUGCUGCUGCUGGGUGGGACGGCCGGGCUCGUCUAUUACCUCAAAUCCACCGCCUGCAAGAAGGGUGAGUACAACGUGCAGGACGCCGAGAGCUCCUCCAAAGCCACCUGCCUCGGCCGCGAUGGUGCCGUCUACGGGAUACAGCUCACCCAGACCUGAGCCAGCCGGCGGACGGAGCCACGAGCGCAGGGGCUGGAGGGGAACCCGACGGUGCGUCCCUGCGGCCGGGGCGCUGGCCAGGCUGGCUGGUUUGUUUGUUUAUUGUUGCAUCCGUCCUCGGACCACUUCAGAAGCUCCUGCCAAAUUGUGUUCUCUGGCCAGCCCUGGCCUGUCUCCAUACAGCCACUUCCACGUGCAGCUCCUGUCCCUGGGCUUCCUGGCUCGGAUCUGCUCCUGCCUUUUUCCCUUCCCCAGCUCCGCCCUGUCGCCCUGGUGGAACUUCCGGUUUGUCUCCGAUCCAGAAAGCUGGUGUCUUGCCUUAAAUAUCAAUUCUCUGGCUUUGGGAAAUGGGCUGACCCAUUAUGAGCUGGCCCCGACCAGGCAAUGAUUGCACUGAAGCACGUGGGCUCGGGGGUGUUGCCUAACCCAGUGCCUGGCUGGACAGCGCAUGCAGGGGAGAAUGGGUACGUGGCCCACUUGGAUCUGAACGUCUAGGUCCCAGAUUCCCACCCGGGGGAGGCAGGAGCCACGAAACACAAUCGGGCCUGCGGGGAAACGAAUGUGCUGGGUCUCCGUCCCCCAGCUAGCAGGAACGGGCCAGUCUGUCCUCAGAUAUAAGAAUGGCCAGACUCGGUCAGAGCAAUGGUCCAUCCAGCCCAGUGUCCUGUCUGCUGACAGUGGCCAGUGCCAGGGGCCCCCAGAGGGAAUGAACAGAACAGGGAAUCGCCCAGUGAUCCAUCCCCUGUCGCCCAUCCCCAGCUUCUGGCAAACAGAGGCUAGGGACACCAUCCCUGCCCAUCCUGGCUAAUAGUCAUUGAUGGACCUGUCCUCCAGGAACUUCUCUAGCUCUUUUUGGAACAGACAGAACAGCUGGGGACCGGCAUGGUUCGUGUGUCUUGCUAGGAACUGCUCUGAGACCCAGCAAACUCGUUUCAUCACAGGCCACUAAGUUUAUUGUCUGAGCACCCCGUUACCCCUGUCAGUCAGCGUUUGGGUGCGGCUCACCAGGCUGCUCCUGCUCCGGGGUAACUACAGCCACGGACUGUUAAACUUCCCUUCCUGUUGUCAUGGAGUCCCCGGGCGAUGCUCUGGAAAUGAAGCCAGGCAGGACUCUGGGGAAGCCUCCUCUCUGGGCGCAGCCUGUCUGCAGGACACACAGCUCACCCGGCUCCCCCCUUCCUGGGUCUGACCUCGGAGCAUUCACCAUCCUCUGCCCCUCCGUGCGCUUCCCACAGCGAGUCCGCCCAGGCGGGGUCCUGGGGGGCCAGAGGGUCCUGCCCCCCAACUCCGCAGUCAGACGUGACUCUCAGCCAGCCAGUAAAACAGAAGGUUUAUUAGACGACAGGAACAUGGUCUAACACAGAGCUUGUAGGUGCAGAGAACAGGACCCCUCAGCUGGGUCCAUUUUGGGGGGCAGUGAGCCAGACAACGCCAUCUGCACUUCACUCCUCGUCCCCAGCCAGCCCCAUACUGACUCCCCCUCCAGCCCCCCCUCCUCUUGGCUUUGUCCCUUUCCCGGGCCAGGAGGUCACCUGAUUCCUUUGUUCUCCAACCCUUUAGCUCUCACCUUGCAGGGGGGAAGGGCCCAGGCCAUCAGCUGCCAGGAAACAGGGUGUCGGCCAUUCUCGGUGUCCAGACCCCUGCCCACACCUGCCCUCUAGGGCUCUGCAACAAUCAUAUCCCCUUAUCCCACCACCUAGAUAUUUAAGAACUGCAUAGGGGAAACUGAGGCACCCCCACACUAUUCAGAGGAAACAUUAAGAACAGUCCCGCUUCAUCACACCUGUCUCAGAGACAGCCAGGAGACCCCCCGCCCUCCUGACAUCUGCCCCCAGCUCGUAGAGGUUAGUGAAUUCUAGCACUUGGUUGGCUUGCUGUUUAUGGGCCCUCAGAUGGUGGAAAUCAGCCAUAGCUUCACUGGAGCCAACGAGACUAGAGCCCCAGCUAGUGUAAAUCAGCAUCGCUCCAUUGACCCAAGCGCUGACUCCAGCAUGAGUCGAGUUUGCAUGGUGGCGCUGUCACUCAGGCCAAUGUCCUGGGCCAGUCGAGCUGUCCUUUAGAGGCAAAGUAAUACCCCAGCGUGUUUUGUAUGAUUGUUGUGGGGCAGAAUUAAAACAGCAAUACCCCACCCCUCCGGCCACCCAUAUCUCCCACUUCCAAGGGCAGAAUGCCAAAGGAAACAUGUAAUGGCCAGAAAAAAAGCCUCCAUCUGCAGGCUUUGCGCAAGAUUGUACCAGAACAGCCGCUGUGGAUGUCUGUCUUGUUGUGCUUCUCUCCAGGCAGUGUUAAUUACCAGCACAGACUUUGUUCUCUAGCAACUGACAAAUUUAGCACAUCGGUGACAGCCCCAUGGCUGAGCUGCUGAGAAAAACAGCUCCUCCUCAGUACACGCCUGGCAGAAAAUACGCGAAGCAGGUGGGAAAAGCAGCUUGUAGGGUAGCGGGCUGCAGGAUGCCACGCUGCCAGCCUUGGGGGCUGUGGGACUUAAUGUUGCUGCAUGCUCAGCAAAGACGUGUGGUGGUCUAGCCAAUCAGCUGGGUACUGCAACCUGACAAGCACGGGCCAGACCUACCGCUGGCGCCAAUCAGUAUCACGAAUGGGUUAUGGUGGGAUCCCGAGUCAUGGCCCAAGGCCCUAUUGUGCAAGGCGCUGUACGCUAUUUAUUAGGUGUAGUGUGAUACCGCCACUCCUGUGCCAGGACACCUUGCACUAAGUGCUGUACAGACACGGACCUGCCACGUUAAAUCUUGGAACCACGCCGCUUUACACCAGCGGACAAUCUGGCCCGUAAUCGUAACCAGCCUCUCAGCCCUUCAAA